AUGGCUGUCCAGUUACCAGUCAAACACACUAUUGUAGCAUUAUAUGUCGCUCAUGCACAUAAUUUGAAAUUUGCCAAUAGCACCAUAGCCUCACAUCUGUCAGCUAUCGCAUAUUGGCACAGCCUACAUGGGUUUGCUGACCCAACAAAGUCAUUUUUAGUCAGAAAAGCAAUCCGUGGAGCAGCCAGUCUAGCCCCCACAUAUGAUAUCAGGUUACCAAUCACAUUGCCAAUCUUAGAGCGUUUAUGCUCUGCAGUCCCGACAAUUCUGAACAAUGUUGUCCAACAAAAUUUGGUUGUGGCUGUGUUUGCUGUAGCCUUCUACAGCUUAGCACGCAUUGGGGAACUGCUAGGACAUUGUUCUCUGGGUACAUCUCCAAAGAAAGUAGUACAGUUAGAUGAUGUCACUUUUGAGGCAGAUGGUGCUGUUCUAAAACGUAUGCAUAUUACUUAUAGGGAGUUCAAACAUAACAUUUCAGGGAAACCUCAUGUGAUACCUGUUGAGGCGAACACUACAAGUAACACAUGUCCAGUUACAUCCUUGUACAAUUACAUAAAAAUGAGAGGUUCUUCCCCUGGGGCUUUAUUUAUAGACGAGUUGGGUCAGCCUUUUCCACGGGCAAGAUCUGAGUCUAUCACAAGGCGUUGUCUGGUGUUUUGCGAUUUGGACGUGGCUAGAUACAAAGGCCACAGCUUUCGCAUCGGAGGUGCCUCCUAUGCGGCAGCCAAAGGCUUCACAGAUGCACAAAUUAGGUUAUUAGGUCGCUGGAAGACAGAUGCAUUCAAGAGGUACAUACGCUCUCCUUCGCUAUAA
Molecule: messenger RNA, 813 nt
Organism: Mizuhopecten yessoensis (Yesso scallop)
Lineage: Eukaryota; Metazoa; Mollusca; Bivalvia; Pectinida; Pectinidae
Exons: 1
Coding region: 1-813 (270 amino acids)
Biological process (GO): DNA integration; DNA recombination
Molecular function (GO): DNA binding
Source: RefSeq, a predicted model, not a curated record